Molecule: messenger RNA, 730 nt
Organism: Drosophila montana
Lineage: Eukaryota; Metazoa; Arthropoda; Insecta; Diptera; Drosophilidae
Exons: 2
Coding region: 89-565 (158 amino acids)
Source: RefSeq, a predicted model, not a curated record
AUGUCGUUCAUUUUCAAUAGUUAUUAGACAACACGGAACAUUCAUAAUCUACUAUAAUAUAAAGUUUUAAUUUAAAGAAGUUAUCGAAAUGCCAAACUUUAACGGAGCCAUCAUUGUGCACACGCUGCAGUUGAUCAAGACCCCAGCGACGCUUCGCGAGAUUGUGGUAACCAUUGCCAAGAACACGGACCUGGCGCAGGAAGAUCUGAUGAAGCCCGUCAAGCAGACCCUGGAUAUGGGCUACCGCAUGGGCUUCCUUCAGAAACUAAAUGGAAGAUACUUUUUGGUGCCGAUGACCUUUGACACGCUCAUGGCUGAAAUGAAGUCGGUCGGCCAGCCCGCCCGCAAGGGCGCGCCAGAGCCCGAAAAGGCCGAGCCCAAGCCCAAGAUGGACAAGAAGACCGCCAAGCAGAACAUCAUAGCCAAGAACCACACUCAGAGCCAGUAUCAAUCGGUUCUAGACCACGAGUCUACCACCACAUUGAUGCCAUUACAAACGAUGCACUUAAAGCCGGAAGCGCUGAUGAUGCGCAAGCCGAAACGGUCGCAUGUGCCCAUUAAAUAGAUGACUCUUCCAAAUGCCUUUGCUGGGCUUCGCAGUUGGGAAACUAACCGAACUGCGCUUGAGGCAUCGUAAAUUUUCCGUUCGCUAAUUGAUUUUUUGUUUUUGGUAAAUAAUAAAAAUAAAAAAUUGAAUGAUACGUUAAGUAUCAUAGCACAGCUAGAUUGA